Molecule: messenger RNA, 933 nt
Organism: Pseudophryne corroboree (corroboree frog)
Lineage: Eukaryota; Metazoa; Chordata; Amphibia; Anura; Myobatrachidae
Product: paraneoplastic antigen Ma1 homolog
Exons: 1
Coding region: 1-933 (310 amino acids)
Source: RefSeq, a predicted model, not a curated record
AUGGAAAAGUUUACUGGGGAAGAUAUUAGUGCUUGGUGUCAACGGAAGAAAAAAGAUCCCAAGAAAUGUUUAAGUGUGGGAGGGAAUUUUUCGGAAUUCUCUGAUGAGGAGAUAGUGGAAAGGUUAGCCAGGUUAUAUGGAAUAAUUAGGCCAAGGGUUGUAGAUAAAUGGAUGGGAGGAUUGGGAAGAGUAGUAGCAGUGCUGAUAGAAACAGAAAAUGAAUUGGAGACUGAUGUAAUACCAUUGAUAGUGGUAGCCAAUGAAGAGAUGGGUAGGAGGUGGAAUGUGAUGUGGCCUAACAUACGGGGGGACGAAGAAACAGCAACUAGUGCACAUAUAUCAGUGCCCCCUCUAGACAACCCUAAUAGAGGUGAGAGGAAUAGUGGUGGUGAAGGGGGUGACGCUCAGGAUACUGGUGCAAAUGCCACUGGUGGACAGUUUGAGGUCAUAAUGGAUAGAGUGGUCACUCAGUUAGAAAGGUGGCAUUAUGAAGGGAGUUAUAGGCGGUUACGGAUUUUUUCCGGGAUUCUACCUGUACCAUCAGGAGAGGAGACAUAUGAGGCCUGGAAAGAAGCGGCGGUACAACAAGUGGAAGAAUGGCAGUGCCCAGAUAAGAUCAAGAGACAGAGGGUAGUAGAAAGCUUGAGAGGGCCGGCUAUGGGAAUUAUACAAGCUGCUAGACGUAGUAAUCCUAAUGCUACUUUAGAAACAUUCUUUGAGGCAUUAGAUUAUGCAUAUGGCACCCUUGAGGACGUGGGAGAUCUCACCUCUAGGUUACACCACACGUUCCAGGAACCGACGGAAAAGCUAAGUGCAUUCUUGAUUAGGUUAGACAAGCUACUAUAUAAGAUAGUGGAUAAAGGAGGUAUAGUAAGGGAUGAUGUGGACAGAAGCAGCAGUGCCAGAUUAAGGUCCACAUGGGCCUGGAGCUGA